Tigriopus californicus is the source of this 3450-nucleotide messenger RNA. RefSeq lists its product as uncharacterized. NCBI's taxonomy places the organism in Eukaryota, Metazoa, Arthropoda, Copepoda, Harpacticoida, Harpacticidae. Gene Ontology annotation, molecular function: G protein-coupled receptor activity; protein binding; extracellular ligand-gated monoatomic ion channel activity. The transcript is spliced from 5 exons. The coding region runs from base 1 to 3279 and encodes 1092 amino acids. The record is from RefSeq and is a predicted model, not a curated record. Gene Ontology annotation, biological process: G protein-coupled receptor signaling pathway; chemical synaptic transmission; regulation of membrane potential. Gene Ontology annotation, cellular component: synapse; membrane; neuron projection.
AUGAUAAGACGAGCAUCUAGAGUGAUUUUUCCAUUUUUAAUUCUCUAUCUUAACGGCCUAUUUGAGGUUGGAGGAACGACUAAAAUAGAGGUCUUGCAAUUCAACGCCAAUCCAACAACCACCGAAAACAGCGAAGUCGGCCAAAACUUUGCAACCCUAUCCAAUCCCAAGGUUGACGUGAAGGUUAAGGAGAUCUCCUUGUGCUUUGCUUUUAACUUCUAUUACAUUCGGAACCAAGACAUCCUCCAAUCUCAGGUUGACCUUCGGCUUGUCUUUAAAGAAGAUGGCAACGCUGGUCUGAUCGCUAUCAAAGGGGGCUCUCGUCUCAUUGAGUUGCCAACAUUUUUCCAAGACGAAUGGAACUCACUUUGUAUGAGUGUGGACCUCACUGGCAACGCCGUCAUGUUUGUCAAUGGGUUGAAGACGUUUUCAAAUAAGAUAUCACGAGACUUGUCGGUCCUGGAGCCGGCUUUCUCCCCCAAUUUUAUGGAGAAAUUGAUCAUCGGCUUUGCCAACCGUUCGGAUGUGUUCAGGGGCGAAAUGACCCAGUUCAACAUUUGGUCCACGGUUUUAGACGAGCAAGAGAUGAGACUUUUUACCGACUCUUUUCAAAUGCCCACACCUAACCCGGACUUACUGAAUUGGAAGAGAGCUACUUUCGCCACAGGAGCCCUAGUCCGAAGUACAAAAUAUCCCUUAAGCUCCAUCCAAAGAAAGGCUUAUCCCCAGUACAACAUCUAUCAGUCGUACUCGAAUUUGGAACAGGCCACUGGAACGUGUAAGAAGUACGGCGGCGUCUUGGCCAAACCCGAAACUCACGAGGAUCACAUCAAAAUCUUCAGGGCUGUUCAGGCCCGUCAAGAUAGAUGUCCAGAAUAUGUGAUACCUUUCCGAAAGUCAGAAGCCAAUACGAUCGUACAAUUGGACAGCCUCGACGCUAUUGCAUUUCUAAAUUGGGACGAAGGACAACCCAAUGGAGGCACAGAUCAGACGGCCUUGGUAGUGACAGAAUCUGGAAAUGUGAAGGACGUGGAACCCUCAUACUCGGCUUGUUUCGUCUGCAAGUUCGAGCGCCAAGUCGAAUUUAGACUCAUGGGAAUGCCCAGUGAGUUGGGCAGAUAUAUCGACAGAGUUUACUCGUAUAACCAUGUCAUGGAGAGGUUUAAGGGCAAAAAGUUUGGCAACUUUAUCGCGUUGAAUCCGAACGAGAGCCAAUGGGAGAUAUUUUCGUGCGAGGCUGGAAAAGCCCACUAUAUCCUCGAGCACGCAGAUUCUCCCAUUGGUCUGAGGGAUUGGGAGAACGCUCAAGGGACGGGGAAAAGCGUAGAUGCCACCACGGCACUGAAGAUGACGGUAUGUCUUCAGGGUCAGUUCACUUGCUCAUCGGGAUAUUGCGUGGAUAUUGGGCAACUUUGUGAUGGAUGGUUCGAUUGCGAUGAUACCUCGGAUGAGAAGGAGUGCAAUCCUCUCUACGGAGGCAAUGUUGGGGUCUUUAAGAGGCCGCCUGUGACCCAAGCAAAGGGCCAGAAGGUUAGCGUAUUCAUCCAAGCGGAGAUCCUCAAGAUCUUGGAAAUUGCCGAAUUGGAGGAGGUCUUCAAAGUCAAGAUUCUGUUGCAACUUCGAUGGCGGGACCCUCGUCUCCUUUAUGCCAAUUUGAAAAACAUUACUUUUUCCAAUAAGAUAUUUGACCCUCGGCAGAUUUGGACACCCCGAAUUAUCUUCGAGAAUACCGACACCAAUAAAGAGAUCAUGGAAGAGGAGUUCUCGCUUUUUGUCGAGCAACUGACCAGUGAGGGACAGAAUUCUCAUCUCUCUGCUACGCGUGAGGCUUUGGUAUUCAAUGGUUCAGAAAACAACAUUUUAAUGGCCGCUACCCUAGCUCAAGAGUUUCAUUGUGAAUACACUCUGAACAACUUUCCGUUUGAUGUUCAAAGGUGUUCCAUCCGGAUCGCCGUGGCCAAGGAACUGAGCGACUUUGUGGAACUGAUCCCGAACUUUGGGACCAAUCUGGAAUAUCUGGCCAAUCGGGAUCUGAUUCAGUUCAGGGUGACGGAUGAAGUGAUGACGCUCACUAGCGGAGGUGACGUGGUGAUCACCAUUACCCUUAAGCGGAACUUUCACUAUCAUCUGGCCACCACUUAUCUCCCCUCGACGUGCCUCGUUUUGGCUGCCCUCAUGGUUUUAUUCAUCGAUCAGAAGCACUUCGAGGUCACCCUUAUGGUGGCACUCACAUCCAUGUUGGUCAUGUACACCCUCUACCAAGGCGUAUCGAAUUCUCUGCCUAAAACGGCCUACUUGAAACUGAUCGACAUCUGGCUGAUUUUUGGGCUCAUCAUGCCAUUUGCAGUAUUCCUUGUGUUGGUGGUUUGGGAGUUGCUCAGCUAUGAACGCAAUUCCUCAGUCGUGUCCUUCAAGGGAAUACCCGUGAUCACCCACAACGUCUUUAAAGCAGCCACCGUGGCCUACGUGACAUGGUUCUCAAUCUCCAGCUUCUUCGUCCCACUUCUGGCCUUAGUGUUCUGCUACGCCCAGAUCUGCCGCGCCAUUUGGAACAACUUUAGCGCCAACAAAGCUCCAACCAUCACUCUACCUGCUCCACCCAUGGAACAUGUCCCAAGGGCGAGAACGGCAACAGGGAGUGGAACAGAUUGCUCCACACGCCAUGCCUCAGAGUUCAUGGUCAGCGGGACUUCCUUCAUUCAACAGGAUGACGAAGAACCCUCGGCCAACAUUGGCAGCAACUCAUUGCAAAAAGACGGUGGCCUCUCUUCAAGCGACACCACAGAGCACAGUCACCUACUCCAAGAAACCCAAUUUCAUCAAGGUGACGGCCGCCAAAAUGGAGCGCUUUUAUCGAGAUUGGCCGAUCAAGAAGGGAGGAUAUGCCAAAAAAAGAGCCCAAUGCAGACUCAAAUGUCAAAAGACAAGGAAGAUACGAAAGCAGAAACACCACAAACCUACCAUCCUCAACAAAUGCGAGUGGCUUAUUCUUCGCCACAUGAAAAUGACGGAGGGAUCUCCCGAGCCAAAAUUCGAUCGAUCCAACAAACAGUGGUGGUCAUUCUCAUGUACAUUUCGUGCUCAACACCCUUCAUCUGCGUGCAAUUGUGGACAGUUUGGGGAUCACCGAGUCAAGGAGUUUUGAAGUCCGUGGUCUGGUUGUUCUGGCUCCUGACCUUGAACAGUGUGGUCAAUCCUUUUAUUUACAUGGCCUUCAAUCGCGAGUUGAGGAGUCCUCUGAUCCGAUGUGUGGCCAAAGUCUUGAACCGAUCGAGAUAGGGUUGUCAUCACUUUAUUUGAAACCAUGUUUGAACUCCAUGUUUUGUCUUCUGGUUGUGCGUAAUUUAUCAAAUAAGUUAUCCGUUUUGGCCGCGGGUCAUGCUAAUUAUCAAUUAUAAAAAAUGAAACCGAUCCUCAACAAAAAUAAAAUAAAAAAACGUUCUUUUUUUA